AGCCAAUCCCUGCGCGGUGGGCGGGGUUACGCGGCGCUGCGCUCACUUUCCAGACAAACCGGCUCCCCGUGGUAAUCCUUGCGCUGGAUGACGGUAGGUGUAAUAUUGACAGGCGCUGAGAGGUCACAGCAGCUGUUCCCCUCUCUGCUGUCCUCCCCUUAGCGUUUAUCGAUAGCCCGCAAAGAAAGUCCGCAGGUCCCUCUUUAACUGCCGGGAGGAGGCAUGGAACCUCUGCGGAAGGAGGCGAAGGAUAAUCCGUCGGCUUCAGCUAAUCUGCUCUCCAAGAUUUUCUUCUGCUGGCUCAAUCCCUUGUUUCGAGUUGGGUACAAGAGGAAGCUGGAAGAAGAUGACAUGUAUAAAGUUCUCCCGGGGGAUGCAUCCGACCGACUUGGAGAUGAACUACAGUGGUACUGGAAUCAAGAAGUUCAACAGGCAGCGAAAGAUCGGCGGCCACCCGAACUUACCCGAGCUCUCAUCCAGUGCUACUGGAAGUCAUACUCACUGAUAGGAAUAUACAUUUUUUUUCAGGAAAUUAUCAAAGUCGUUCAGCCUGUGCUGCUUGGGAAGCUGAUUGAGUACUUUGAGAGUCAGGACUCUGGGAACCCGGUCUCAGUUAACGAGGCUUACGGCUACGCAGCAGGCAUCAUGGUGUCCACCUUCAGCCUGUCCGUUCUACAUCACCUCUAUUUCUACCUCGUCCAACGAGCAGGCAUGAAGAUUCGUGUGGCCAUGUGCCACAUGAUCUAUAGGAAGGCUCUCUGUCUUAACAACACAGCGAUGGCCCAAACCACCACAGGGCAGAUUGUGAACCUCUUAUCCAAUGAUGUCAACAAAUUUGAUGAGGUGACCUUAUACUUGCACUUCUUGUGGGUGGGCCCUCUCCAAGCGGUAUCCGUCAUAUUAUUGUUGAUGUAUGCGAUCGGCCCAUCAUGUCUUGCUGGGAUGGCUGUCUUCUUCAUUCUGAUGCCAGUGCAGACCAUGUUUGGACGCCUGUUCUCAAGCCUCAGGGAUGAAACAGCAGUGUUGACAGAUGAGAGAAUUCGCACAAUGAAUGAAGUCAUUUCUGGGAUCCGAGUUAUAAAGAUGUACGGCUGGGAGAAGCCCUUUGGUGCACUGGUGGAUGAGGUCAGAAGAAUGGAAAUCUCCAAGAUCAUGAAAAGCUCUUACCUGCGUGGCCUCAACAUGGCGUCGUUUUUCAUGGCCAGCAAGGUCAUCAUCUUCGUGACCAUCUGCGUUUACGUACUGACAGGAAACGAGCUGUCUGCUAGCAGAGUGUUCAUGGCUGUUUCCCUCUACGGGGCGGUCAGACUCACCAUCACGCUCUUUUUUCCCUAUGCCAUAGAGAAGAUCUCCGAGUGUCUCAUCAGCAUCCGGAGGAUAAAGAAAUUUCUUCUGCUGGAUGAAGUUGCUCCUCAUCAUCUUGGACUUCCUGUGACAGAGAAGAAGGACUGUAUAGUGAAGGUUCAGGAUUUAAUAUGCUACUGGGAUAAGCGUUUUGAAGUUCCAACUUUACAGAACGUGUCUUUCACAGUGAGACCCGAGCAACUCCUGGCAGUAAUCGGACCUGUUGGAGCUGGAAAGUCCUCUCUCCUCAGUGCCAUACUGGGAGAGCUGAGUCAUGAAAGCGGUGUGGUCAAAGUCAAAGGAGACCUGACCUACACAUCUCAGCAGCCCUGGAUUUUACAUGGGACAAUUCGAAGCAACAUCCUAUUUGGCAAAGAGCUCAACCCCAAGAAAUAUGAUCGAGUUCUGAGAGCCUGCGCCCUUAAGAGAGACUUGGAUUUGUUGCCGGGUGGUGACUUGGCAAUGGUUGGAGACAGAGGGGCAAACCUCAGCGGAGGACAGAAGGCGAGGGUCAGCUUAGCAAGAGCAGUGUAUCACGAUGCAGAUAUCUACCUGCUGGACGACCCGCUCAGUGCUGUGGAUGCCGAGGUGGGCCGGCACCUCUUUGAAGAGUGCAUUUGUGGACUGUUAAAGAAGAAGCCUCGUGUCCUGGUGACUCAUCAGCUACAGUAUCUCAAGGCUGCAGAUCACAUUAUUGUCUUAAAGGAGGGCCAGAUGGUGGCUCAGGGGACCUACAGUGAAUUGCAGGGCUCCGGACUAGAUUUCACCUCCCUGCUUAAAGAGGAUAAUGACCAGGAAGAGGAGAGGCAAACCACUACCCCCAUCCCUGGCACUGUCUCCUGCUUCCCCCACGCACUCUCUGACAACUCAAUGUCCUCUAUGUCCUCCCUUGCCUCCUCUCGGUACUCUUUGAUUGAGGCACAUCAGCCACAUGCAGAGGUAGUGCAACCAACAGAAGAGGAAAGCCGCUUAGAAGGAAACGUCGGCCUGCAUAUAUAUGUGAAAUAUUUCCUUGCAGGCGCCAACUUCCUGGUGCUCUUGGUCCUCCUUUUACUCAAUGUAGUAGCACAUGUCACGUUUGUUCUGCAGGACUGGUGGCUUGCAUGCUGGGCCUCUGAACAGAAGCACAUCGGUGUGACAGAGCACCUCAAUGGCAGCUUCCCUCGGCAGCUGGACCUUGACCUGUACCUAGGUGUUUACGCAGGUUUAACAGCUUCUUCAGUUGUAUUUGGCUUCAUCCGCAGCUUGGUUUUCUUCAACGUCCUGGUGAGCUCGGCCCAAACCCUACACAACAACAUGUUUAACGCCAUCCUCCGGACCUCCAUACACUUUUUCGACGUCAACCCGAUUGGAAGAAUCCUCAACAGGUUUUCAAAGGACAUUGGUUACCUGGACUCCCUGCUUCCAUGGACGUUUGUGGACUUUAUCCAGGUAUUCUUCCAAGUGGUUGGAGUGAUCGCGGUAGCUGCCCUCAUCAUCCCGUGGAUCCUGGUUCCCGUUGUUCCUCUUCUUGUUGUCUUCCUGUUUCUGCGAUGCUACUUCCUGCAGACCUCCAGGGACAUCAAGCGGCUAGAAUCCACCACUCGAAGUCCUGUCUUCUCCCAUCUUUCGUCCUCUCUCCAAGGCUUGAGCACCAUCCGUGCUUUCAGGGUUCAGCAGAGGUUUCAGCAGAUGUUUGAUGAGUAUCAGGAUCUUCACUCAGAGGCCUGGUUCUUGUUCCUGACGACCUCCCGCUGGUUCGCCGUGCGUCUUGAUGGAAUUUGUUCAGUUUUUGUCACCAUUACUGCUUUUGGCUGCCUUUACCUCAGGGAUGGCCUGGAACCAGGUGCAGUGGGUCUGGCUCUGUCCUAUGCUAUCACACUCACAGGCAUGUUUCAGUGGGGCGUCCGACAGAGCGCUGAGAUCGAGAACAUGAUGACUUCGGUGGAGAGAGUAGUUGAAUUUGCAGAUCUGGAGAGUGAAGCUCCUUGGGUCAUGGACAAACAGCUCCCAAGCGAUUGGCCCAGUACCGGCUCCAUCUCCUUUGACAGAGUCAACUUCUCUUACAGCGCCAGUGGGCCUUUGGUCCUGAAGAACCUGACUGUUGUCUUCGCAUCCAGGGAAAAGGUUGGCAUCGUUGGGCGCACUGGUGCUGGUAAAAGCUCCCUGAUCUCUGCCUUGUUCCGGCUGGCGGAACCUGAGGGAAGAAUAUCGAUUGAUGGAUUUCUGACCUCUGAGAUUGGUCUGCACACACUGCGCCAGAAAAUGUCGAUCAUCCCACAGGACCCAGUUCUCUUCACGGGCACCAUGAGGAAGAAUCUGGACCCUUUCAGGCAGCACACAGAUGAGGACCUGUGGAAUGCACUCCAAGAGGUGCAGAUGAAGGCUGUGGUGGAAGAGCUGCCCAGUAAGCUGGAGACUGUGCUGACUGAGUCAGGCUCUAACUUCAGUGUGGGCCAGAGGCAGCUGGUGUGUCUGGCCAGGGCCAUCCUCCGGAAGAACCGCAUCCUCAUUAUUGAUGAGGCCACAGCCAAUGUGGACCCAAGAACUGACAGCCUCAUCCAGCAGACUAUCCGGGACAAGUUUCAAAAGUGCACAGUCCUCACCAUUGCUCACAGGCUCAACACUAUCAUUGACUCUGACAGAAUUCUGGUUCUGGAUGCUGGCAGGAUCCAGGAGUAUGAUGAGCCAUAUGUGCUGCUCCAGAACCAGGACGGGCUCUUCUACCAGAUGGUCCAACAGACAGGCAGAGCCGAGGCCGACUCACUGCUGCAUGCAGCCAAACAGGUUUACAUGAACAAAAAGCGGGUGACUGACGUGUGCCGCGCCAAGGACAUCCACGUCAUCUUUGAGACGUCUCUUUGACAGUUUGGAGAGUUGCUGUGGUCCUUGUGUUAGUCGUCGGUGACCAAAUAUUGUCCUUGAAGGCCGAGUGUAGUGUGGGCUGCGUUUGAUUGGCACAGGCCUUUGGUCUGGAACAGAAAAUAUGCAAGUAUGUGAGGCAGGCUGUGCCUUUCAUUGACAGCGUACGCCGAUCAGCCACAAUAUUAAAACCACUGAAGUGAAUAACAUUGACUGUCUGCGACAAUACAAUGUUCUGCUGGGAAACUUUUGGACCUCACAUUCGUGUGGAUGUUACUUAGACAUGUAGCACCCACCUAGACCAGACCAGGCACAUAACAAUGAUACUCCAGUGAUAAUGAUACUCCAGGCUGCAUCCUGUAUGGAUAUCAGUAUCCAUCCCCAGCAGGAUGCAGCCUGACAUAGAAAUACACACAAAAAUGGUUUAGGAUUAACUAAAAAGCAAAACAAAGAAAAAAAAUAACAU
This is a messenger RNA of Mugil cephalus (flathead mullet), 4651 nucleotides long. Its product is annotated as ATP-binding cassette sub-family C member 4-like. Gene Ontology annotation, molecular function: ATP binding; ABC-type transporter activity; ATP hydrolysis activity. The transcript is spliced from 31 exons. The record is from RefSeq and is a predicted model, not a curated record. Lineage: Eukaryota; Metazoa; Chordata; Actinopteri; Mugiliformes; Mugilidae. Bases 223 to 4188 code for a protein of 1321 amino acids. Gene Ontology annotation, cellular component: plasma membrane. Gene Ontology annotation, biological process: transmembrane transport.